This is a messenger RNA of Populus euphratica (Euphrates poplar), 569 nucleotides long. RefSeq names its product cysteine-rich PDZ-binding protein-like. The record is from RefSeq and is a predicted model, not a curated record. Lineage: Eukaryota; Viridiplantae; Streptophyta; Magnoliopsida; Malpighiales; Salicaceae. Gene Ontology annotation, biological process: cytoplasmic microtubule organization. The coding region runs from base 104 to 394 and encodes 96 amino acids. Gene Ontology annotation, molecular function: microtubule binding. The transcript is spliced from 4 exons.
UAAGGACACUUUAGUCAAUUAAAUCGUCCAAUCCAGAAACUCUAUGCAUACAAAGCAACGACUUGUAUCCUAGAAUCCCCGAAUCAGAGAGAAAACAACAAAAAUGGUUUGCGAGAAGUGUGAAAAGAAGUUAGCUAAAGUGAUCGUUCCUGAUAAGUGGAAGGAAGGAGCUAGCAACACCACCGAAGGCGGUGGCCGGAAAAUCAACGAGAAUAAACUCCUCUCUAAGAAAAAAAGAUGGAGUCCUUAUGGAAAUACCAAGUGCAUCAUUUGCAAGCAGCAAGUACACCAAGAUGCCAAGUACUGUCACACAUGUGCUUAUUCAAAAGGAGUUUGUGCUAUGUGCGGUAAGCAAGUACUUGAUACCAAGCUAUAUAAACAAAGCAAUGUAUAGCUCAACCCAGAUGCUAUCUGGUACUUCUGGUCUCGUGACUGCUUCUCAGCUCACUCGCCUCGAUUAUCAAGCUUGCUAAUGUGUAAUUGGAGCUGUAAAAAUCACUGACAGGCAUGUAAUACACUAGAAUGCUUGGUUAAUUUCUUUAUUGCUGAUCAACAAAAUGUGUUAGAUA